Fusarium musae is the source of this 564-nucleotide messenger RNA. RefSeq lists its product as uncharacterized. The record is from RefSeq and is a predicted model, not a curated record. NCBI's taxonomy places the organism in Eukaryota, Fungi, Ascomycota, Sordariomycetes, Hypocreales, Nectriaceae. The coding region runs from base 1 to 564 and encodes 187 amino acids. The transcript is spliced from 3 exons.
AUGACUCGCCCAGAGGUAAUUAGUUACCUAAAGGAUAACUACAGGUUUAACUUAAGUACCAGCCAGUUUGCGAAAGCAACAAAGCAUUGGGGAUUUUAUAAGCAACCUCGCCAGGCCAGAACAUUGGCCCGGGCGCUUGAAGCAACUGCUUUGGCGGACCCUGAGUCAUCGGGCGCGAUAUUUGAUCUUGAGGUUGAUGCUUUACACGCAGCUAAUGAGAAUGAAUCUCUUUUCCACAUUGACAAUACACUUAGUCCAGAUUUCGAUCGUCCCAAGAGCGCCAAGGAUGACGAGGAUUCAUGCAAGGAGCCGUCUCUGAAAACAGAAGAUACUCUUUCAAAGGCCGAGAAGAGCCACCAGAGAACCAGAGUAUCGAGCAACGGGUGCCACACAGCGAAUGUCAAGAGUCCAAUGCGUAUCACGAACGCACCCAAAGCCCAGAUUCCAUCAACUUUGAGAUUUUCGCACCCCCGAGUCCUGGAUCGAAAUGCAAAAAGGUCUCUGGUGUGCGACACAACGCGAGAGUUGUAUUUGGAUUAUUCGUGGCAGGAUUAUCGCCGAUGA